This is a messenger RNA of Linum tenue, 676 nucleotides long. Lineage: Eukaryota; Viridiplantae; Streptophyta; Magnoliopsida; Malpighiales; Linaceae. The record is from the annotation of a GenBank genome assembly.
GAAACACGAAAGAAAAUAAGGCGUUCGUCGUCGAUCCCCUGUCUCCGGCAGACUCUGGAGAAGGACCUCCGUUGUCCAUCCAAUCUCAGGAUAUACCAAAUGGCUCCACUGAAAUUAUUCUCCGUCUCCUUCCUUGUUCUUUCUGUAACACAAGGGCAAAGAAACCCGUGUCAUGACCAUCUCUCUGUCUUCGUCGAGGAGCGCCGCCACCAUAGUACCAGUCGAGCCCUGGUAAAUGAAGAAGAGAGUCGGCCAGCCUCUGUGUCAUCCCCCUCGGUUAGUGUCGUCCCUUAUUAAAUCGACGAAACCAAGUUUGUUGAGUUGUGGAACAAAUUCUCCGACCUAAUCAAAAUGGUUCCCAGGAGUUUUCAAAGUUUGAUUACUGUGAUCUUCCACUGCCACAUAUGCUUCUUCAGCCGGUUAAGACAAGAAAUGUUGCCCAGAUUCUGUAGAUACAAUCACGUGUAGGAUGUUUGAAAACCUUGAAUAUGACAUUAGGAACCUUCAUGUUGGCAUUACCUUUCACUUGUUUUUCAUUUCUGAAGGAGAGAAAACUUGCAAUUUGUUUAGAGUAAUAGAAAGCUUGCUUAUGAGUCGAGUGAAGAUGUGAUGAGAUUAUCAAGAUGAACCCUUAUGGUUAAGUGUGUAAUAUGGACACUGUUAGCUAUUUUCCUGG